Messenger RNA from Ascoidea rubescens DSM 1968, 981 nucleotides. It is a transcript of the gene RRP45, whose product is annotated as exosome non-catalytic core subunit RRP45. Gene Ontology annotation, biological process: U4 snRNA 3'-end processing; U5 snRNA 3'-end processing; nuclear polyadenylation-dependent mRNA catabolic process. The coding region runs from base 1 to 981 and encodes 326 amino acids. Lineage: Eukaryota; Fungi; Ascomycota; Saccharomycetes; Ascoideales; Ascoideaceae. Gene Ontology annotation, cellular component: cytoplasmic exosome (RNase complex); nuclear exosome (RNase complex). The transcript has 2 exons. The record is from RefSeq and is a predicted model, not a curated record.
AUGGUGAAGGGUGUGGUGUUGUCGCGUAACGAGCAGGAGUUUCUCUUGCAGCUUUUGGCCCAGGGCAAGCGAUUGGAUGGCAGGGAAAUUGAGCAGUUCAGAGACGUUGAGAUCAAGCUUGGUGAAGAAUAUGGGUAUGUUGAUGUGAAGUUGGGCAGAAGUCGAGUGGUUGUACGAAUAUCAUCAGAGAUAGUGAAGCCCUUUGAAGACAGGCCCUUCGAGGGGAUCUUCAACAUCAAUAUUGAGUUGAAUUCCAAUUUGCUACUUUUCAGCUCAUCGGAUAACGACGAGCUAUUGAUUCAAAGAAUGAUUGAAAAGUCGAUCAAGAGAUCGAAUUCUUUAGACUUGGAGAGCUUGUGUAUAAUAGCAGGCAAAUUCUGCUGGUCAAUUAAAGCAGAUUUACAUUUCAUUGAGUUUGAUGGGAAUUUUAUUGAUAUAAGCAAUUUGGCUGUUAUUGUGGGGUUGCUACAUUUCAAACUAAACAAUGUGACAAUAAAUAAUAACCAAAAUGCCAGUGGUGGUAGCAACAACGAUCAGCAAUAUGCCAACCUAAUUAUCCAUCCUAUAAAUGAGAUAGAUCCCAUCAGCUUGUCUAUUUUGCACAUUCCAAUUUCUAUAACCUUUUCGUUUUACACGAGUACUUCUAGUGGUGGUGACACUGGAGACAAUGACAAAGAUAACGACAAGGAUCAAAGUGUUAUUUGCUUGCUUGACGCGAGUCUCAAGGAAGAAAUGCUAAGACAGAGUUUCUUGAUAAUCACAAUGAACAAAAACAAGGAGGUUUGCCAGAUACUCAAGAAUGGGGGAUUGCCCAUCGAUGCAUUGACCAUUUUGAACUGCUGCAACAGGGCAGUCAAAAUUGUGGACGAGUUGACAGAGAAGAUUAAGAGCACAUUGAAGGAGGACCAGCUCAGACGACUAGAGAACGUUCCUCUCGAUGAGCUCAGAGCCGAAAAUGCUCGACAGACAAAUGAGCUCUGA